Messenger RNA from Ostrinia nubilalis (European corn borer), 1866 nucleotides. RefSeq names its product protein LTV1 homolog (gene LTV1). The coding region runs from base 108 to 1616 and encodes 502 amino acids. Gene Ontology annotation, biological process: ribosomal small subunit biogenesis; ribosomal small subunit export from nucleus. Gene Ontology annotation, cellular component: cytosol; preribosome, small subunit precursor; nucleus. Lineage: Eukaryota; Metazoa; Arthropoda; Insecta; Lepidoptera; Crambidae. The record is from RefSeq and is a predicted model, not a curated record. The transcript is spliced from 11 exons.
ACUGUCACUGUCCUUUUGACGUGCGCCCAUUUCCAAAACAACACAUGUUUUGCACGUAUUUGUUUUGUGAUAGUUAAUUUUGUGGUGUUACUUCCAAAUACUCCAAAAUGCCUAAAGCUAAGAAGAAGUUCAUCGAUCGCAAAAAGGCUGUAACUUUCAAUUUAGUGCAUCGUUCACAACGUGAUCCCCUCGCCGCGGAUGAAUCAGCACCACAGAGGGUUCUGGUGCCAGUAAAUGCUGCAGUUCCUCCGAGAAAAGAGAAAGAUCCAGAUUUGACUCCAGAACAGCGGAAGGAAGAGCAGCAAAAAUAUGGCAUCUUCUUUGAUGAUGACUACAACUACUUGCAGCAUCUCAAAGACACCAGAGAAGUCACCAUGGUCAUGCAGCCUAAAACAGUUCACAAAAGGAGACCAAAAGCAGUCACAAGUGAGAACCCAGAGGACUUUGAUGAUGAGGAUGAUGAAGAGAAACCAGCCAAGUCUGUUGCAGGAACACUUCAACUGCCCAGCUCGGUGUUUGCUUCGGAAGUCGAGGAGGAUGUGGGAUUGCUGAACAAGGCUGCUACACAAGGUCUCUGCCUGGAGUUGGAUCCUGAGGUGGUGGCAGCCCUGGAUGAAGACUUUGACUUUGAGGACCCUGACAAUCAGUUGGAAGACAACUUCAUUGAACUGGCUAUGGGUGAAGGAGGAGAUGGUGACUUUGACGGUGAAGAUGAAGAUGACGAGGACGGCGACAGCGUGUCAGACGGCGAUGACUCCGACAAAGCGUUCGCUUCGGACCUCGAUUCUGAUGAUGACAGCGAUCAGCCCCGACAAAGAGGCAAGAUGGCCUCAUGGGAUGACAAGGACGACACCAAGUCUCGCUUCUCACAGUACUCGAUGUCGUCAAGCGUGAUCCGCCGCAACCAGGGCCUGUCGCUACUGGAUAACCGGUUUGAAAGGAUGUUCGCGGAAUACGACGACACAGAGCUUGGUGCUUUAGACCUGGAAGAGAUCGAAGGCUUUAUGCCUGACACCCAUGAUAUGCUGCUGCGAGCAGCCGAGGACUUCGACCAGUCCAGGAAGCGGUACCAGCUCGAUAAGGAGAAGGAGAUAGCCAGGAUACAAAGGCUACAAGAGAUAUCAGAGGAGUCCGAAGACGACCUGGUGACUAUGGAAGUGGAGCCCAAAGAAAAGUGGGACUGCGAGACUAUUCUAUCAACUUACUCCAACUUGUACAACCAUCCUAAACUCAUUGAGGAACCUAAGAAGCCCAAAAAGAUCCGAAUCAACGUAAAGACGGGCAUGCCCAAAGACGUACUUGGCAACGACAACAAACUCACGAUCAAGUCUUUGGCCAAGUUCAACGCACAGAACGAAGAUUCAGACAGUGUUAGCGAUGACGAUGGAAGAACGCACGCCGAGUCUGUGCUUAGCACUUUGAGCGUACUGUCUAUAAGACCCAAAGACGAAAGCGCAGAAGAGAAGAAAGAACGAAAGCGCCUCCUCAAAGAAUACAGAAAGGAAAGACGGAUAGAGAAGAAGGCGAACAAAGAAGCGUUCAAAGAAGAAAAGAAACGCCAGGAGAAGAUCAUGAUGAAUAACAGAAAUAACAUUCAAGGGAAUAAAAUAUGUUAAAACUGUUGUAUCUUGUAUAUCUGUCGCAGUCGGAUUGUAUAAUCCGCCGUUUUACAUUACCACUAGGCAUUUUACAUUACAGCUCUGUUUUGUAAUACGGCGGUUCAACGUUUAGGCGGAUUGUCAUUGCGAUACGUUCUUCAAUACGGCGGCCCACGUUUAGCCGCAUCGUACUACUAUUUAGAUUGUAGGGUGACCAUACUUACAAAAUAAAACUAUGUUUAAUGAAAAUAAAUUUUAAUAAGACAGA